CACCUCCACCAACAGAAACAAAGAAAGAAAGUUAGCUACUAAAAUUCCCUAUUGAACCCUAGCUAAUAAACAUAUUUCUCUUCACUAAAAGAAUAAAAUGGCUCAAGAAUGCAGUGAAACCUCUGUUGCUAUCUCUUCCUCUACACCUCCUUCAGGCAACUACUGGUGGGAUCUUCAUCAUCAUCAUCACCAUGCAACUUCUCUAUCUCCAUGGAACCAGCCAAACCCUAGCCCUAAUUCUUCUUGUGAAGAAGAUGUUUCCAUGUCUACAUCUUUUACUAAUGCUUCGAAUCACUCCGGGUUAACGGUUGAGUCAUCUCGCCGAUUCGUUGAGCCUGCUGCUUCUUCUCCCACUGAUCACUUGAUCGGAGAACAUGCUUCUGAUAGUCAACUAUGGAGUCAAAUUUUGUUGGGAGUUGGAAGCAAUGGAGAUUUACAAAACAAUCAAGAUGUUGGAGAAAAUUUUCUUGAUGCACUAUCAUCAAAAAGUAGUAUAUUCGAACCGGCAUGUGAUUACUUGAAGAAAAUGGAUGGCAAUUGGGAAUUUACAAACUCUCAAUCAUCUUUUAACAAUUUUGACAAGCACAUAAAUAACGGAUUUAAUAAUAAUCCUGAUCAACAUCAACACCAGCAUCAUCAGCAUCAGCAUCAGCAUCAGCAUCGUCAAGGCUUGAUCGACGGGGAUCAAAGAAUUAACAAAUUAUCCAACUUGGUAAGCAAUUGGUCAAUUGCUCCUCCUGAUCCAAUAACAUGUAACAUAUCAUUGAGCUCUAGUGGUUUAAAUCACUAUGCACCACAGCCUCAAACAUUUGGCGAUUCCGCCACGUCGUGUGGUGCAGCCGGAAUCGGAAGAAGUAGUUCGGGUUUAAUUUUUUCCGGUUAUGGAUCGCAUAAUCUUCUAAAAGUAGAAAAUGAUCCUGAAGUAGGAGCUGAGUCAGGAUAUUUUAUAAGAAGGCCGAGUUACGAUAGUAAUGGACUCGGAGUUGGUAACUAUGAUCAACAUAGUGGUGUUAACAAUGGUAACUCAUCAAUUGUGGCUGAUAAUAAAUAUUAUUAUGGCGCAGCUGAUAAUAUUUAUUCAAGUGCAAGAAAUUUUCAUGAUGGUUUGAGUUUUAAUGGUAGAUUUAGUAAGCCAUUGAUUGAUAUUCAAGGGCAUAAACCUUGCUCUAAAUCCAUGAAUUUGUCUGAUCGUAGAAAACAUGGACUUCAAAAUUCCUCACAGACAGUAAAAGGACAGGGGAAUUCAAGUGAAGGAAAGAAGAAAAGAAUCGAAGACAAUUCAGAGACAGUCUUGAAAAAGCCUAAGCAUGAAAGCUCUACAGCUUCAUCUGUAAAGAUGCAGGUACCAAAAGUCAAGCUUGGAGAUAAAAUCACAGCUCUUCAACAAAUUGUGUCGCCAUUUGGAAAGACUGACACAGCAUCUGUGCUAUUGGAAGCAAUUCAGUAUAUAAAGUUUUUGCAAGAGCAAGUGCAGCUAUUGAGUAACCCUUAUAUGAAGAGUAAUUCACACAAGGAUCCUUGGGGAGGGUUGGAUAAGAAAGAGAAGGAACUGAGGAGCAGAGGUCUUUGUUUGGUUCCAAUUUCAUGUACUCCUCAACUUUAUCAUGACAACACUGGAUCUGAUUACUGGACACCAACUUACAGAGGAUGUCUCUAUAGAUAAUAAUAUUGGGACAUUCAAUUUAUAUAUCCAAAAUUGUAAAGGAUUUGUUAAAUAUGUUUUAAUGUAAAAAUUUAGCUGUUUGAUCUAAUAUUUUUAAAUUUUCUGUCUAUUA
Molecule: messenger RNA, 1775 nt
Organism: Mercurialis annua (annual mercury)
Lineage: Eukaryota; Viridiplantae; Streptophyta; Magnoliopsida; Malpighiales; Euphorbiaceae
Product: transcription factor bHLH111
Exons: 7
Coding region: 98-1663 (521 amino acids)
Biological process (GO): regulation of transcription by RNA polymerase II
Cellular component (GO): nucleus
Molecular function (GO): protein dimerization activity; DNA-binding transcription factor activity, RNA polymerase II-specific; RNA polymerase II cis-regulatory region sequence-specific DNA binding
Source: RefSeq, a predicted model, not a curated record